This is a messenger RNA of Pogonomyrmex barbatus (red harvester ant), 7407 nucleotides long. RefSeq lists its product as uncharacterized. Gene Ontology annotation, cellular component: nucleus. Lineage: Eukaryota; Metazoa; Arthropoda; Insecta; Hymenoptera; Formicidae. Gene Ontology annotation, molecular function: ATP binding; ATP hydrolysis activity. The record is from RefSeq and is a predicted model, not a curated record.
AAAAUUGCUUGAAUUUGAUCAUCAAGCAUAUCACGCGUACGCAUUAUAUUCGUGUGUGUAGAUUUUACAGUGAAGUUCUUUGUCGAAAGCGCGGUUUUCUCGUAACCUCGGAAAUGGGCGGUAAUUCUCGAAGAGGUGAAUUUGUAGAUGAUUGAUCGUGGAACAACGCAAGACAGUCGCUCGAUUGUUGCCGUGUCGCUGAUUAAAUUUUAAUUUAAUUCGUAUGUUGCUUUCUUCCUUUUUUCUAUCUCAGCUAACCACAAUCUUGCAUCCUGAUCAUGCCGAAGAGAAAAAUCAAGACAAUUACGGAAGAGCUUGCUUACCGCGAAAAAUAUUUUCAUGAUAUUAGAGUUAUUAAAGAUACAGAUAUAACAUGUACUUCCUGUGGUGAUGAAUUGAAUGUUGAUACAAAGCAAAUCUUUUCUCAUCCUCUGAUUGGAAUACUACAGUGUGAGACAUGCUGGAAUCACAUUAAGAAAAUAGAGGUGAAAUUUUAUGAAGAUAAAACUGAGACGUGUUAUAUAUGUGGCAACAGCAAGAAAUUAUACGUGUGCUCUAUUGAAGACUGUUACUCGGCAUUUUGCAAGGGAUGUAUAAAGAGGAACGUGAGUUUGUCAUUGUUGGAUGCAGAAAAGAGAGAUUGGAAAUGUUUUAUAUGUAAUCCUAAACCUAUUUGGAACCUGAGAGCUAUAUGCGCUGUUAUAAUGAAUUCUCUUUGCAAAAAGGGUAACAGGAGAAGCAAGAGUGAAAAACAUAUUUUGCCAUCUCAGGUACAACGAAUAGAAAAAACGAAAGAAAUACAAAAAGUUUUGCAAACGAUAUGCGACAAAGAGGACGACGAUAAUGAUAAUCCAAGAAAUUAUGUUUCGAUAUUCAUGCGAAAAGCGGAUAAAAAUCGGCAAGAAAGAAUAUCGGAGGAAGAUCUGACAGAUUCGAACAGUGAGGAUUCCUUGUUAUCAUCUAAAGACAACAAAAAAGGUAAAAGCAAAGAUAAAAAAUCAAGAUCUGCACGAAGUGGUUCUAUCCCGAGACGUUCAAGGUUAAAAGAAAAGAUUGGAUCAAGAAAAAACCAAAUAUCCAGCGAUGAUGAUUCUACCGAUACGUUGAUGAAUAAAAUAACGAGAUCUAAUUGCGAUUGUGUGCACCUUUCUGAUAAUGAAAGUGACGAGUAUGACGCCACAAGCAAAAUAUCGAAGAGAAUUUCAAAAAAUACUAGACAACAAAAAGAAAAAGCUAAUACAAAAUCGAAGGACAUGAAGAAGCGGUGUGACUCCACUAGUGAAUCUGAAGACGAAGUCAAAUAUAAAACGCGAAGUACAAAACGUUCUACGAAUCGUGCAACAUCGCACAGUAGUAUCGAUGAACCAAAACAUAAUGAAUUGUCAAAAAAGCGAUUGUCUAUCUCCCGGAUCCCGGAAGAUGAUUCGGAUAACAGUUCUAGCAAUAGUUCUAGCAAAGAGUUUCAGAAAAUAAAACUUCAAAAAGUGAAUCGCGACAAAUAUUCCAAGAGGCAGUUGGCAGAUUUAGAAAUAGAUCAUACUAAGUCACCCUGUGAGAAAAAUUCUGCGAAUGAUAAGUGCGAGGAAGAUGGUAAACAAUCAAAGAAUUUUAACGAUGUAAAAAAAAUUUUAAAGGAAUGUAAACAGAUAUGUUCGAAUUUUCUGAUACAUAUAGAAACUAUAGAACAAUUAUAUAGUAAGCAGAAUGAAGAACAAUUGAUAUUGAAGUCUACAGAAAAAAUUAAUAAGUUGAAGACAGUAAUAGAGAAAAAACAAACGGAUUUGAUAACCUGUUAUCGAUCAUGGUCUAAGAAUAGAAAAAAAUCUGGUACAAAGAAAUCAAGCAAGGUAGUUAGUAAUAACGAGGAAUCUUUGCAAGAACAUGAAAAAUGCAUCUCUAAUGACAAUCAAGACGUGAAUAAAGAUGUGUCUGAAUGUGACAGCGAAGAAAUAUUUUCAGCGGACGAAACAAAAUCACCGCAAAAGACGCAAGUGACUCGGCAGGUAGAUGCGUCAAAGAAGAAAAACAUAAAUGGAAUUAACAUUGAUGAUGAAGACAGACCAAAAGAUAAUGACGAAAACAGCGUGGAAAAUAAUUUGGCCAGUUCUCCGGUGUUGAAUCCUUGCAAAAAAAAGAAAAUUAGUACAGAACAGUCAAAUAAAAAGCACUUGUUUUCAGAAUGUGAUAAGAGUAACAAUGAGGAACAAUUAACGGAUGCAAAUACUAAUACUAACGAUAAGCAACUGAACUUAAAUACUGAUAUCCAUAAUAAUGAAAUCGAGAUUGAAGAUUCUCCCUUGAGACAUGGCAGCAAGGAAAUGACAUUAGAAAAUGAAAGAGAUAAAUCUUAUGAAAAGGAUAUACUCGACGAGUCGAUAGAUAUGUUUGACGUGUCUUUCGAUGUUCCCGAAAAUGUAGAAGAAAAUAGAACAGAAAAAGAAACGGAUGUAGAAACGAAUCAUGAUAAAAGAAAGUAUACAUCUAUAGAUGAAAAUUUAGAUACUUGUCAGAAUUCUUUGCAAGAUGAAGUUUCACAUAAAAGAAAGAGUAAAUCUCUUUCGUUUCAUAAUAAUGAAGAAGAGAGAGAUUCAUUAGAUCAAAAUACAGUUGCGCCUGUAUUUGCAACCAAUGAGGAAGUUCAAGAUAACUCGAAAACAUCUCAAAAAACGAAUGUUGAUGACAAUGAAUCUCUCGAUGAUGCUGAAGCAUUGGCGAAGAAAGCUCUGUUAGAGACAGAUUCCGAUUUGUCGCCAAUUGGAAACAUAACUGAACAAAUUGAAGAUCCGACUACAAAUGAUAUUAAUCUAACUAAAAAGAACAACGAUGCGGAGGAUAACGAUUUUGAUGUCAAUAGCGUUAGUACAAUAAUAUUUUCGGCACUUGAAAAUAAAACGAAUGAAAAUAUUGAAAAGGAUGUUGUCGAUGAAAUCGAAACUGAAAUAACGAAGAAAAGUAUUGAUAAAUUAGAUAAGAAAUCUCAUCAAGAACUGAAUUCAUCGGAUGAGGAUGCUAAGGCAGAGAAAGCUGCCAAGAAAGCUCUUUUAGAAUCAAAUUCAGAUGAUUCUACAGUUUUGUCGACGGAAUCGGGAAAGGUUAUUGACAAAAAAUCUGAAACAGAUUCUUCUGAAAAGAAUGCCAAAGCGAAACUGGCACUCUUAGCAUCAUCCAAUAGUGAAAGCUCCACUUCUGAAUCUAUUUCAUCCGAAAAGACAAGCGUGUCGAUGAGUACAAAAAAUAUUAAACAUAAUCAUGAAUCUGAAAGUGAUGAAGAAUCUAUAAUUUCCAAGUUGAAAAGGAGAAGACUCCAUCUUGACCAAAAUCCCUACUACAAAAAAGAUAAAAAACUGAGAAUGUUCUGUAUAGUCCAUGUAAAACGAUUAAGCAAAGAAGUUCUUAAACGCCAUUCACGAGCAUUAAGAAUGUCAAGAGAGUAUCUGGAACAGAAAGCACUGAAAAGUCUCGUUAAUCUGGAUAAACUUGAAAAAAAACGUAAGAAAAAUACUAAAAAAGAUUCCAAUUCAUCGACGGAUGAUGACUCGUCCUCAAAAAUUUCGAAAAAUGCAAAUAAACGAAAAGGAAAAGUAAAGGAUAAACAAGAAUCUUUGAUGGAUCAUUUGAAAAGAAUAGAAAACGGUGAUGUCUUGGAAACUAUAGAAAUGGAUUCUGAUUCCGAAGAAUCGGUUCAUCAUAAAAAAGUAGAUGAUCUGCCCAUGUCUAAUGAAGCUCUGAUAUCAGAAGCAGAUAAAAUCGCGAAAGAGAAUCUAUUAAAUUCCUCUGAUUCAAACGAAAAAGAAAUAGUAAUAGACAGCGAUGACAGCGUAAACAAAGAUAAUAAAGAUGAAGAAACAGAAAAGAAGAAAACAAAAUAUCAAAAGGAGUCUGAAGAGAAAACUUCAAAACAAGGCAAGAAAGAAAAUAGCGAUUGGAGGCGAGAUAAAUUAUUGACAAUGAAAUUGUCCGACACCGAUUCUGAGAUCGAACAAAAAAAAUGGGAGAAGAAACAAGAAAAAAUGGAAAAUGAAUCGAAAAAAAAUAAUAGCGAUUCAGAUGACGAAGAAAAAUCCUUAAAAACUAACAAGAAGAAAAAGAAAACUAGGCGAAGAAUCAUAGAUUCGGAUUCAGAUGUAAAAAUAACGGAUUGCAGUUCAGAUUCUGAGUUCAAAGUUUCAAGUGCCAAAGAAAAUUCAUCCGACUCAGAUAAUACGAAGAAAGAAAAAGAGAAACGACGGAAGAGGCGCAAACGUGAUAGCAAUUCAUCAGAUACAGAUUCUUCAGAAAAAAAGUCAAAACCGAAAAGAAAACGCAUCAAGAAAAUGGCAUCUGAUAGUGAUAGCAGUGACGCAGAAAUAAAAAAUUCGCAAGGAUCCACGCCCGGUAAAAGCGGUCGAAAAAAUAUACGAAAAGUUCUGAAGGAUAAGCAAGUAGCGGAGGAUACAAAACUAGCUGCUAAGGAAGAGGAGGAGAGACUGAAACGUAUCGCUGAACGCCAAGCUGUGUACAAUGAAAUGUAUGAGAUAAGACUCGCUGGCGAAGAGAAAGUAGAUAAGCUCGUUUUAGACUUUGAUACAGAGACGAAGAAAGAACUCGUCACCGUGCAUGAAGAAUUGGUAAAGCGUCUAAAACCGCAUCAAGCGCAAGGCAUUAAGUUUAUGUGGGAUGCUUGCUUUGAAUCUCUAGAAAGAACGAAGACUACAUCUGGAUCCGGAUGUAUAAUCGCACAUUGUAUGGGUUUGGGCAAAACAUUGCAAGUAGUAACUCUAACAUAUACGCUUCUUACUCAUGAAGAAACGGGUGUUAAGACAGUACUGAUAGUUUGUCCGUUGAGCACAGUACUCAAUUGGCUAAAUGAGUACAAUACGUGGCUAAAAGAUUUAGAUGAUGAUAUUCACGUAUAUGAAUUAACAAAAUUUAGGAAGAAUUUUGAGAGAAAGUGUCAGCUGCAGAGGUGGCAAAAGACUGGCGGUGUGCUGAUUAUUGGCUAUGAAAUGUUUCGUAAUCUUACGGGUUCGAGUAGAAAUAUUCGGAAAGGUAUGAAAGAAGUGAUAUUGGAAUGCUUAGUUAAUCCAGGUGCCGAUCUUGUUGUUUGUGAUGAAGGCCAUUUAUUGAAAAACGAAGACACUGCGUUAAGUAAAUGUAUGAGAAGCGUAAAAACUAUGAGACGGAUAGUACUUACUGGAACACCACUGCAAAAUAAUUUAAUAGAAUAUCACUGUAUGGUGCAAUUUGUAAAGCCCAAUUUGCUAGGUACAAAGAAAGAAUUCUUAAACAGAUUUGUAAAUCCGAUAACAAAUGGCCAAUUUGAUGAUUCUACCGCUUAUGACGUUAAAUUGAUGAAAAAACGUGCACAUGUGUUGCACAAAAUGUUAGAGGGUAGUGUACAGAGAUUCGAUUACUCUGUGCUUACACCGUUCUUACCACCUAAACAGGAAUACGUUAUUUUUGUCAGAUUAACAAAGACGCAAAUUGAAAUGUAUCAAUAUUAUCUAGAAAAUCUUGCCAGACGCCAAGGAGGUCAAGGAGGAACUCUUUUCGCAGAUUUUCAAGCAUUACAAAGAAUCUGGACGCAUCCUGUAGUCUUACGUCUAAACGCAGAGAAAAUAGAAAAAGCAAAUGAGAAGAAGUUACUUACCGAGUCAGAGGGUUCAUUAAAAGAUUUCAUUAAUGACGACACUACCGAUGUUGACAGUGAUAGUUCAAAUAAUUCCAGUAGUGAUAGUGACGUUCAAGCUGUCGAUGAAGAAAAUACAAAUGUUUCAAAACGUAGGACAAGAAAUAAUCCUGGUGAAUCAGAAGAAUCAGAGGAAGAGGUUAAAAAAGAAGAAAAAGAAGAAUGGUGGUCGCAGUUUGUACAAUCUGAACAUUUUGAAGAUAUUCGAGUGUCCGCUAAAUUAUUACUACUUUUUGGAAUUCUAAAAGAGAGUGAACAGAUCGGUGAUAAAGUGCUCGUAUUUUCGCAAUCUCUAUAUUCUCUCACUUUAAUUGAGGAAUUUUUAAAAAGAAUAGACGACCAGACUCAAGAAGGUACAACCAAUGACGCCCUAGAUAAUCAUACCGGAAAUUGGCAGUUAGGUCUCGAUUAUUUUCGAUUGGACGGUCAAACUUCAGCCGAAAAUCGAAGUAUAUGGUGUAAAAUAUUUAACAAACCUACCAAUACGAGGGCGAGAUUGUUCCUUAUAUCCACGCGCGCCGGAGGAUUGGGAAUAAACUUAACUGCGGCAAAUCGAGUGAUUAUAUUCGACGCUAGUUGGAAUCCCUCUCAUGACGUGCAAAGCAUAUUUCGGAUAUAUAGAUUUGGGCAAAAGAAACCGUGUUAUGUAUAUCGGUUUUUGGCGGCGGGAACAAUGGAGGAAAAGAUUUAUAAUCGCCAAGUUACAAAACUCUCGCUCUCGUGCCGAGUCGUGGAUGAACAACAGAUUGAACGACAUUAUAGUAAUCACAAUCUAAACGAGUUGUAUACGUUUGAGCCGUAUAGCGAUGAGGAAAAACCCACGUUAAAUUUACCUAAAGAUAGAUUGUUAGCAGAGAUAUUUUUGAAGUACAAGGAUUUGGUAGAAAAUUACCACGAGCAUGAUUCUCUACUGGAGAAUAAGGCUGAAGAGGAAUUAGAUGAGGAAGAACGCAAACAGGCCUGGUUGGAAUAUGAAGAGGAGAAGAAGGGAAGACCAUUAAUAAAUCCGAUAAAUACAGCUUAUCAAAAUAACAUGCUCCUACAACAGCAGUACAUGAUGAAUCUUGUACAGUCUAACAUGGUACCUCAAAAUAUGUCUUUGCAAAACGAGUAUGAAAAUCUUCAAAAUCUUAUUCGUAAAGACUAUCCUAAUGCAACGCCGGAACAACAAAAACUGAUAGCUAAUCGAGCUUUAAUGGAAAUGUAUACUUACUGGGAGAAGCAAGCCGCAGUGUACAAUAAACAAUCUGUACAACCAAUACGACAUCCAGCAGUUAUGUCGAAUUUUCAAAGACCGCAAACUCCGAAUUUUCAACAAAGACCACAAGUUCUAAACAACAGCAAUAUACAUCAACAAAAUUCACAGCUUCAGUUUCUUUUGGGGCAAUCGACAAAUUAUGCGAACAAACCUGUGCAGUCGAAUAGUGCACAAAUAGGAGAGGUAGUUCCAAACCUAUUUACAUAUCAAAAUGCUCCAGCUCCAUCUGCUGUAUCUAAUAAUGCAGGUGGAAACAUGGACCAAGAUGUAAUAGAGGUCCCCACUGUAAGUAAUACAGCUGUAACACGACAGAGCGGGAUGAAUAGCGCACAAGUAGCUGCACAACCAAUUGAUAACAGUAAAAUUCAGGAGGAGUAAGCUUUCUAUAUGAAUAUUUUGUAUGAAUUAUUAUUAUCUUGUGCGAUAAUGUUACUGGUAAGUUGAUAUAAAUCUUGAUUGAGAGAGACACAUAACAUUCAAA